Messenger RNA from Nerophis ophidion (straightnose pipefish), 2432 nucleotides. RefSeq names its product sepiapterin reductase a (gene spra). Gene Ontology annotation, biological process: tetrahydrobiopterin biosynthetic process. The transcript has 3 exons. The record is from RefSeq and is a predicted model, not a curated record. Bases 155 to 928 code for a protein of 257 amino acids. Gene Ontology annotation, molecular function: sepiapterin reductase (NADP+) activity. NCBI's taxonomy places the organism in Eukaryota, Metazoa, Chordata, Actinopteri, Syngnathiformes, Syngnathidae.
CAAGUGUGAAGGAGGAGAGGAAGACCGAGAGAUGGCGACAAAAAUGUUGAGUCACGCUUGUUAAACCCAUGAAGAAGAAGCACCGAACGAAGGUCCACAAGUGGUUUAGUUCCACUCACUUCACUUCAGAAGCGAAAAAGUCCGGAGAGAGAAAAUGGAGGAACUUGGCCGAGCUAUGUGCAUCAUCACCGGGGCCUCCAGAGGCUUUGGCCGGGCAAUAGCGAGGGAAGUGUCCCGGCUGGUGAAGCCCGGGUCGGUGUUUGUCCUGGUGGCUCGGUCCGGUGACGACCUGCGGGCUCUACAGAAAGAAAUGGCUGAAUCCGACUUGGUAGUUCGGGUUGUGGUGGCAGACCUGUCGUCUAUGGAAGCAGUAGAGAAUGUCACCCGGACCGCGAAGGAAGCUUUUCAUGAGGACAUCCGACGUCUUAUACUAUUUAAUAACGCCGGUUCCCUGGGUGAUGUGUCACGUUAUUCCUCGAGCUUCACCAGCAUGGCUGAGGUGGACGCAUACUUGUCUUUCAACGUGAGCUCUGCCCUGUGCCUCACCGCCAACGUGCUGCAGGCUUUUCCAAAGCAACCAGGUCUGCAACGCUGCGUGGUGAACAUCUCCUCACUAUGCGCCCUGAAGCCAUUCCCAUCCUGGGUGCUGUACUGUACCGGCAAGGCAGCCCGAGACAUGAUGUUCAAGGUUCUGGCAGAAGAAGACCCAGAUCUGCGUGUGCUAAACUAUGCUCCAGGUCCUUUGGACACAGACAUGCAGUUGGUGGCCAGGACCCAAACGGCAGAAGCGAGGACGAGGCAGGCGUUUGCAGACAUGAAUGCUCAGGGCCAGCUGCUCACGUGUGAGGCCUCCUGCGCUAAGCUCAUCAAGCUGCUGCUGGAAGACAAAUACAAAUCAGGCGACCAUGUUGAUGUCUAUGAUGUUUAAAUGCUGGAAGUAUAAUUAACAUGGCACUGAGUUGACACCCGACGACAUGUGCAGUAAGUGUCCUUGUAGUGAUUGUUGAAGCUGUUUCCAAAUGCAGUAGGACCAAAUGUAUCUUACAUCCAGUUAUUAAUUAUUAGUGAUAGUAAUGAAAUAUGUCAAUCUUUGAAUACCGUAAAUUUGGGCUUAAAAAACGCUCCUUUUUUCCUACGCUGUCAAAAUUUGGGUACCGUAAAUUCAGGUUUAUGAACUGCUAAUUUUUCUACGCUUUAAAUCCUGAGAUUUAUAAAACGGUGCGGCUGAUUUUUGGAUUUUUUUUUCGCCGAAGGCCAAAAUGCAAAUAGUAAAAAAAAAAAACCUAGCACAAACAAUAACACACUAAAUGGGUGUGUUUUUGUUUGUGCCACGUCGCCAUCUUUUGGACGAGUUUGCUCAAUGCAGGUGCUGCAGUGUCCUUUUAUUUCGUGCUUUCAAUCAGAAAUAGAAGUGCCGUUCCGUAUUAGCCGUGCAUAGCGGUUUUACUCGUUUGGAUUCGUCUUUCAUUACUCCAAGAAACUUUUGUACGUUUUACAGUAUAACUAAAACAAUUAUUACUUACUAAAACAUCCCAAAUGUAAUGUUUGUAGAAGUUGCUUCCUAGCAGUUCCACUGUAAACUUGUCACCAAAGCCAGGCGUGCAGUUUUUAACGAAUGUUUUAAUGCUCAACAAUGAAUUAAAAUGUUGUUUUAGAAGUCCGUGACUUUUCAGUCUCUCCCAGUCCCUCUCGCCUCCCCUGCUCUUGGCUGCUUACUGUUAAAGACAACAGAUGAUUAGAUUUACAUGUACCACCUGUGAAAUCUAGUCACCUGUCAGCUGUGUCACGCCGUCAACACAUCCCCCUGCCCCAUCCGAUGGUGCUCGUCCUCAGCACCAUAGACAGAGGCGGUGACCUUUGCUCCUGCAGGCGCGCUGGCCACACCUCCCCCCACAGUUUUUUCAUGCAUAUUUGUACGUGCCAUUGUAAUGUAAUGAACCCAGCGUCGUUAGCAUAGCUAUAAUGCUAACACGUUUAAGAGUGUUUUUAUUAGUAUUAUUUUUACUUGCAAUUGCCUUUUUUUGUACAGUUUCAGUUUCGUAAAUUCACCAAAGCACCACCGUGGACUUAUUGAGUACGUUUAGCUCAGGGCUCGUCAGCCCGCGGCUCCGGAGCCACAUGCGGCUCUUUGAUCACUCUGAUGCGGCUCAGCUUGUCACGGCCAGGACGCCCUCAUCUUUGCGCUCUGCUUGUCAAAUCUCGGGACACGCCCACGGCCGCGCACAAUCAGGGAGACGCCGACAAAGACAUGCGGUUGUCCAAGUUAAAGCGCUCAGAAUCACAAAUGGUGUGAUAUUGAACACCUCGCCAAAAAAGACAAACUUGUGUCCGAAACUUGGAACGCUAUCCCCGACUUUUAUGUGAACAUGAAAAAGUAUGCACUUUGAGUCCUGUUUUAAUGCUCAACAAUGAAUUAAAAUGUUGUUUUAGAA